AUGUUAGCAACAACUUCACCAAACUCGUUAGUCAUGAACCCAACUUCAAUGUUAGUAGAAAUGAAAAGCUUCAUUCCUUCUUCAUAUACUUUCGAAACAGAAAUCCAGAAGAUAAAGCAAGAACUUCUCCAAGGAGAUUUAGAUUGCACUGCGAAAGAUGAAACAAAUGAACAGUAUCUUUAUGAAAUGCAGGACCUGGUGGAACAUCUACCUAAACUUCCUGAAAUACAACAACAAAAGCUCACUAUUCCUGAAUUCGAUGAAAUAGAAGUGAAACCAACUGACUCAGUUGAAACCAAGAAGUUCAUACGUAAGGUUAACUAUGAGUUUCUUGGAUUUCAUUGCAACCACAAAGUCAUUGACAUAUAUAAAUCUGAAGAAUUUAAGACCUACGACAACUUUGUUUCGUUAGUUGCAAAAUGUGUAUGGCAGAUAAGAGAUAAAGAUAGAAGAGGUAAAGUAUGGAACGGACAAAUAAAACCAGCAGCCUUUGAGUUAAAGAAAACCAUUUACGCCUUAGUUGUACUUGCAGGACAAAUUUCAAUGUACAAUGCUAAAAUGAACCCACAAU
Molecule: messenger RNA, 571 nt
Organism: Trichomonas vaginalis G3
Lineage: Eukaryota; Parabasalia; Trichomonadida; Trichomonadidae
Product: organellar and viral DNA polymerase type B
Exons: 1
Source: RefSeq, a predicted model, not a curated record